Molecule: messenger RNA, 683 nt
Organism: Camelus dromedarius (Arabian camel)
Lineage: Eukaryota; Metazoa; Chordata; Mammalia; Artiodactyla; Camelidae
Gene: HOATZ
Product: HOATZ cilia and flagella associated protein
Exons: 6
Coding region: 30-536 (168 amino acids)
Biological process (GO): cilium assembly
Source: RefSeq, a predicted model, not a curated record
GGGAGCGUGGAGAGGCGUCCUGAGUUGCCAUGGAAACGAGGCUCCGCAGCGACCCAAGCAGCGGAAAGGAGUCCUUUGAAACUUGCCACCAGGGAUUACUGGUGUUCACCGGCUCUUCGGAUCGAGACGCCAACUUGGCCAAGCAGUUCUGGGCCGCGGCGUCCCUGUAUCCCCACAACGAAUCUCAGCUGGUGCUGUCCAGAGGCAGCAGUCAGCGUCUGCCGGUGGCGCGGCCCUCCAGGAGCAGGGCGCCUGAGAAAAGUUACGUCCAGCCUUUCAUCCUUGAGAAAAGCAAGAGUAGAGAUGUCAUUGCUGAAGCUCUAAAGACUCAGGAAUCUGAGGAGAAGAAAAAGUAUCUCCAAAAGGCUAUAAAGAGAGAUGAGAUUAUCCAACUCUUAAGAAAACAAAGAGAAGAAAGGAUCUCGAAAGAACUGGUUUCCCUUCCUUAUAAACCAAAGGCCAAGGUGCACAAAGCAAAGAAAGUGAUUUCAGAGUCAGAGAAAAAAGACCAAGAAGAAGUGAAAGCAUUGGCCUAAGUGGAUUGACACAUGGGAGAGGAUGGCUCACUCAGAUCUUCAGUUCUGAAACAAGUGAAUCCUGCUCUUACAUCAGGAUCAUUGGAAUCAGUUCAAUUAGACAAAGAAAUAAAAGUUAAAUAUGCAACGCUUUAGGAAUUUUACCAG